This is a messenger RNA of Chelmon rostratus (copperband butterflyfish), 1938 nucleotides long. It is a transcript of the gene slc13a5a, whose product is annotated as solute carrier family 13 member 5a. The record is from RefSeq and is a predicted model, not a curated record. The coding region runs from base 1 to 1938 and encodes 645 amino acids. Lineage: Eukaryota; Metazoa; Chordata; Actinopteri; Chaetodontiformes; Chaetodontidae. Gene Ontology annotation, cellular component: membrane. The transcript is spliced from 13 exons. Gene Ontology annotation, biological process: monoatomic anion transmembrane transport; citrate transport. Gene Ontology annotation, molecular function: citrate transmembrane transporter activity; sodium:dicarboxylate symporter activity; succinate transmembrane transporter activity.
AUGUCGGUUCUUCCCCUGCGAGUGAAAAUGUUGCGGCAGGUCUGGAGGUUGAAGGGCAUCGUCAUCCUCGUCUGCAGCCCGUUCAUCCUGCUGCCGCUCGCUGUCAGCACCACGGAGGCGGCCUGUGCUUAUGUCAUAGCCCUCAUGGCGGUGUACUGGUGCACUGAGGUGUUGCCCCUGCCGGUGACAGCACUGCUGCCGACCAUCCUGUUCCCCGUCCUCGGCAUCAUGGAGUCCAGAGACGUGUGUAUGCAGUACCUGAAGGACACUAACAUGCUGUUUGUGGGGGGACUGAUGGUGGCCGUGGCCGUGGAGCACUGGAACCUCCACAAACGCAUCGCGCUCAGGGUGCUGCUGCUGGUCGGGGUCCGACCUGCCCUGUUGAUGCUGGGAUUCAUGGGGGUGACAGCCUUCCUGUCCAUGUGGAUCAGCAACACGGCCACCACUGCCAUGAUGGUACCCAUUGUCCAGGCCAUCCUGGAUCAGCUGAACUGCAACGUAGACGCUGAACCCUCCUCUAAGAGCCAGAGAAAGAGUGUCGUUCUACACAUGGAACAUGAGGAGAAAACCGGCAGUGUCCCGCAAACUGCUACUCCAAACAUCCUGGAGAACGGUCUGAAUGGGGUAACCAUAACAGAAGGCAACUCAGAGAAUAUCAGGAACCUACAAGUGACAAAGUCAGAGGCUCAGAUGGACAGACAGGAAACUGUCAAACCUACACCACAGGACAAACCUCCAUCAGACUGCACCAGCAGUGGGCCUGUGGUCGUUUCCGUGGAGAAUGUCUGCUAUCAGAUGGAGUUGGAGGAGCUGAGCAAUGAGGAGGAGGAGAGGAAGAGGAUGAGUAAAGGACUCCUGCUCUGUGUGUGCUACGCUGCUAGCAUUGGAGGCAUCGCCACUCUGACCGGAACCGGACCCAACCUGGUUCUGAUUGGCCAGAUGAGCCAGCUCUUCCCUCAGAACGGUGACGUGAUCAACUUUGCAUCCUGGUUUGCGUUCGCCUUCCCCACCAUGGUGCUGACGCUGACCCUGGCCUGGUUCUGGUUGCAGUUCCUCUACAUCGGCUGCAACCUGCGGAGGACGUGGGGUUGUGGGGCGGUCCAGUCGGAGAAGGAGCAAGCAGCGUUUGAAGUGAUCAGGGAGGAGCAUCGGCGUUUAGGACCAAUGAGCUAUGGAGAGGUCAAUGUGUUGGCACUCUUCAGCCUGAUGGUGUUGCUGUGGUUCACACGAGACCCACGCUUCAUGGAUGGCUGGGCCACCCACGUCUUCAACUCCAAGGCUGAGUUUGUCACUGAUGCUACCGUCUCUCUGUUCGUUGCUGUUUUACUGUUUGUUCUUCCCUCUGAACCGCCACACUUCCUCUGCUUCUGGAGGAGCUCUGACACAGAGUCCCAGGUGUCACGAGGCCCUGCCCCUCCUUUGCUCACCUGGCAGGUGACUCAGAAGAAGAUGCCCUGGAACAUUGUCCUUCUGCUUGGAGGAGGUUUUGCUUUGGCCAAAGGCAGCGAGGAGUCAGGUCUGUCCCGCUGGCUCGGCACUCAGAUGACACCGCUCCACUCCAUCCCUCCCUGGGCCAUCGCCAUCAUCCUCUGCCUCCUUAUUGCCACCUUCACCGAGUGUGCCAGCAAUGUCGCCACGGCAACGCUCUUCCUGCCUAUCCUGGCCUCCAUGUCCCAGUCUAUAAGCUUGAACCCUCUGUACGUGAUGAUCCCCUGCACCCUCAGUGCCUCCUUCGCCUUUAUGCUACCUGUGGCCACACCGCCCAAUGCCAUUGUCUUCUCCUAUGGUUUGCUCAAAGUGUCCGACAUGGCUAGAGCAGGCGUGGUUAUGAACAUCAUUGGGAUCGGCUGCAUUAGUCUGGCCAUCAACAGUUGGGGUCGCGUCAUGUUUAGCCUGGACUCAUUCCCUUCAUGGGCCAACACCACUGUACCUGUGUAG